Plasmodium coatneyi is the source of this 5547-nucleotide messenger RNA. Its product is annotated as Myosin-like protein. The transcript has a single exon. The record is from RefSeq and is a predicted model, not a curated record. Gene Ontology annotation, biological process: vesicle transport along actin filament; actin filament organization. NCBI's taxonomy places the organism in Eukaryota, Apicomplexa, Aconoidasida, Haemosporida, Plasmodiidae. Gene Ontology annotation, molecular function: ATP binding; microfilament motor activity; actin filament binding. Gene Ontology annotation, cellular component: cytoplasm; myosin complex; actin cytoskeleton. The coding region runs from base 1 to 5547 and encodes 1848 amino acids.
AUGAGGAGCGCAGAAGACACAAAUUUCAAGGAGGGAGACAUCGUGUGGUAUGAAAACCAACCCUCCAGCCCAGAGCACAAUGCAGACAACAACACUCUGUUCACUCUGUGCCGCAUAAUCCACAAGAAGGAUGACGAUGAGGUCAUGCUAUCCAGGCACAGUGACUACAAUGGGAACCUAUUUAUGAGCAAAGUGAACAGCCUACACAAGGCCAACCACCUCUUUACCUUGGACCAAAAUGACAUGAUAAAACUGAAGCAUAUUAAUGAUCCCACGCUGCUGCAUCAUCUGCACGAAAGAUUUAAGAACAGAAAAUAUUACACAAAGAUGGGUCCGUUACUGUUAUUUGUAAACCCUAAUAUGAACUUGAACCUAAGCAAUCAAGAAACCAUUCACAUGCACAAGUUUUCGAACACCCCUAGAGAAGGAAACUUGAAUGAGUAUAGCGUUGCUCUUUCUGCGCUGCGAAAUUUGAGCAUAUUAAAAAGGAAUCAGUCCAUUAUCGUGACUGGUGAGUCUGGCUCAGGGAAGAGCGAAAUCACGAAGAAUAUUUUAAACUUUCUGGCGUACCAAGUGGAGGGUACAGCCAGCAUUCAGGGUGAUGAAAGCGAAGCGAACCAACCUAACGAACCAAACGAACCAAAUGAACCAAAUGAACCGGUUGAGUCUAACCAACCGAACCAAGUGAACUUCGGCGAAAUGAUAGCCCACAUGAACGUCCUUUUGGACGCCUUCGGGAGUGCCAAAACGGGGAAGAACAACAACUCCAGUAGGUUGUCCAAGUUCUUCACUUUACACAUGGAUGAGAAGGGGCGUGUAAAAUCCAUGCACGUGAAGAAGUUCCUUUUCGAGAAGGACAGGCUGAUCGGGGGGAGCGGGACGGGAGACGACGAAAUGGGCAGUGAACAGGAACGCGAACGCGAAAAUUCUUUCAACAUUUUUUACUACAUCCUGAACGGGUCAAGUGAGAAGUUCAAGGAAAUGUACUACCUGAAGGAUGUGAAGUAUUACAGGAUGUUGUGUUCGAGGGGUUCAGUGCGGAAUGGUAAUACUGCAUCUGUGGGCAACAACACGAUGCAGGAUGACGAUAUGAACGAGGAUCAGGUGAAUGACGAAACGACGAAUGAGAAAGUAUCCCCAACAGACGAGUCGGCAAAAUUUCUUGAACUGCUAAAAUCGAUGAAUUACUUUUUUGAUGACGACAAGGAAAUCGACUUUGUCUUUUCCGUCCUCUCGGCAUUGUUACUUCUGGGGAAUGUAGAAACGAUGAAAAUGCUUCGACAGAAAUCGUUCCUAAGAAAGAGCUUCCUGUGUGAAAGUUCACUCAACUAUGAGGAGUUACAGAAUUUUUUGGAAGACUCAAAUGAAGAUUUAAUAAUCGAUGAGAACGUGAAAAACUUUCUCCUAGCUAGUAAGCUGCUGGGUAUGAAUCCACAAGAACUGGUGAAAUACUUCACCACAAAUUACGUGUUCAAUGAUAUUCUUCUUAUGAAGGUACAUAACGAGAUGAAGAUCCAUAGGAAAAUAGAAUCCUUCAUUAGGACCACUUACGAGGAGUUAUUUAAUUGGAUUUUGCACAAGGUGAACUGCAAGUUGGGGACGUUAACUGGUGAAGAGGUGGGGGGUCAUCAGAGGGGAAAUAUCGAGGGGAAUUACAUAAACGUUCUCGAUUUGGCCUACUUUGAGAACGGGGAAAAGAAUUCCCUCGGUGAAUUAUUAGUUAAUACUUGCAAUGAAGCGAUUCGUAAGAUGGUGGUAGAUUCUUUAUUCAAGAGGAGGAUAGAGCUGUGUAUGGAAGAAGGUAUAAUAGAAGCAUCCUCUGGCUGUAACUUCCACCAGAUAGACAACGAAGGGUUAUACAAUGUGUUGGUUCAGAAUGGGGAGGAGUCUCUCUUUUCCUACUUGGAAUCUCUAUCCAUGAGGAAGGUCACUGAGAAGAGCAACCUGCACUCUUUAAUAGUGAAAAAGUUUGCCACGCAGGGAGGGUACAUAAAGGGGGCCCUUUCCACUAUAUCGGGGGAGGAGAGCAGGAAGUCCCCCCCCUCUUCCUCCUUCGUCAUCGUCCAUUCUUAUGGUGAAGUGUGCUACUCGUCUGAGCAUCUCAUCAGUCAGAAUAUUGAUAUACUUACGAAUAACUUUAUUGACUUGAUGAAGAAGUCGGGGAACCCCUACUUAGAACAACUCUGCUGCAGUUACAAUUAUGACCCCUCUGGGAAUAUAGUGGAGGAGAAGAGACGCUACAGCAUUCAGUCUGCUCUGAAAUUAUUCAGAAGGAAGUAUGAGUCCAAAAACCAAAUGGCUGUUACUAUGGUGAGGAAUAGCUUGGUUGAACUGAUGAAGGUGAAGGAGAGUACCUUUUGCCACUUUAUAUUUUGCAUGAAUUCCAACCAUAAUAGGGAGAAGAAAGGGGGGGAGGUUAUUAACCUGUUUGAUGAGAGGGUCGUCUUCGACCAGGUGCAGAGGAUGUCCCUCUCUCAGUUCAGACAGCUCAAAGGCGCUGGGCUCUUUCCCCACGCGUUUUACUUCGAGGAGUUGCUGGACCUGUUGGAGGGCCCAGCGGAAAAUAACGCGGAAGCGGAAGAGGGAGAAGCAACCAAUGAAGAAGCAACCAAUGAAGAAACAAACAAUGAAGAAGCUACGGAGGGAGAAGUGAUGGAAAAUAGCGUGGAAACCGCUGAGGUAGAAGCAACAAAUGAGGAAAAUGAAGGAAGCGGAGAAGCAACAAAUGAGGAAAAUGAAGGAGACGGAGAAGCGACAAAUGAAGAAGCGACAAAUGAAGAAGCGGUAAAUGAAGAAACGGCAAAAGAAGAAGUUGCGGAGGGGGAAGUUGCUGAGGGGAAGGGCCAGGAUUAUCCCCACGCAAACGCCAAGAAGCGCAUCGAACAUAUGAUGAUAUUGCACAAUAUCAGUAAGAGCGAGUGGGCCAUGGGAUCAAACCGAAUCUUCCUCACGGACGUCUCUUUAAGAAUUCUCAUGCAGAAGAAGUGGGAACAGUACAGACAGAAGAUGCUUCCUAAGUGGGUUGCAACACUGAACGGUGAUGAAAAGGCGAACCCUGAAGGGGAUGAAUCUGCCUGCAAAAUAACAGGGUUGAUGAACCUAGAGUGCGUGAGAAUAAGCCAAGUGUACAAGAAAGAGGAUGCUAAUAUGAUCUACCAGAUGGUGAAGCCAGGAAUGGAUUCCGAGUCGAAAGAGGGGAACAGUUGGACCAAGGAACUCAUGCAACUUAUAAACCUAGAAAGGAUAAAGGAGUUGUAUAGUUCCGGAGGGGAUAAAGGAAAGGACGACCGGGCGUGGACAGUCGAUGUGUGUGGCAUGGGUGAUGUGUCCAUGGAAAAAGGAGGAGACUCUCACCAGAACCAAGAAGGUAAUCCCAAUCAGACCUCAGUAGAAAUGUGUGGUAUUAUGAAUAUAUUAAAUAACGUGCCUACAUGCAGCCCUACGGAUAUACCCCUGAACGGAAGCUGCACCUGCGGCAUGGGAAUGCCUAACUUCUGCAGCAGGCAUUCUCCGUCUGAGGAGAUAAAGUCGGAGGGCAGCCCGGAUGAGAGCGUAGUGGCUGAAGUGGAGGAAAUAGGAGAGGUCGAACAGGGAGAAACUAAACCAGUUGACGUCCAACCGGGAGAAGUGAACCUGGGAGAAGUGAACCUGGACGAAGUCGAACCUGAGGAAGUAGAACUGGAACCUGUUGAAGAAGGAGAAGCGAACGGAGAACCAGUCGAGGAAGAGUUAUCAAAUGGGGAGCAGCUCAAUGUGGAAGAAUCAAAUGGGGAAGUCCCGGAGGAUGACCUGGCCGAGGAGGAACACGCUACAAACAGUGACGAAGAGGAAAAGAAGGAAGGAAGCACCGCAAACAAUGACACGGCAGAUGUAGGGGAACCACAGGAACACGAGUUAGAUGUGGAAGAGGGUGGCUCUGUACCGGGUGAAGUAGACACCGGUGAGGCUGGUGAGGAUGGCACGGAGGAAGCGGUGCUUGGGGUGGAAGUGGUCAAUUUGAAAGAUGAAGAAGCAGAGGAGGAACUUGUUAUGGGGGAGGUAGAUGUAGAAGCGGUGAAUGAUGAGCCGAACGAAGGGGAGGUAGAUGUGGAGGCGGUGAAUGAUGAGCCGAACGAAGGGGAGGUAGAUGUAGAGGCGGUGAACGAUGAGCCGAAUGAGGUGGUGAUAGAGAUGGCGAAGGAGGAAUCAAUGGAGGGGGACGACAUAGAAGAGGAGAUGCCCCAAGGGGAGGAGCUCGAGGUGCAGGCACUGGAAGUGGAGGUAAAUGAAGAAGAGGUAGACAAUGUGGAAGUGGUAGAUGAGGUGGAAGCGGCAGAUGCGGUAGAACCAUCAGACAUGGUGGAAACGUUGGACGAGACGAACCCCUUCACCGAGGUAGAUGCAGCGAACCAGAUGAACCCGUUCGACGAGGUAGACGCAGCCGAUGAUGUGAACCCUCCGCAGCAAGAGGACGAAAACUCAACGAAGGACGAAACAAAGAACCCGAGGGAGGAAGAUGUAGAUGAGGAAUAUAUUGAGUACAAUCUGAACUGCUUUAAAGCAACGGCAUCAAAAAAAAUGGGAGAUCUAAAUAAGAUGUUAUUGAGUUGCGCUGGAGAUGAAGUAAAUAUGGUGCAGAACAUGUUGGACUGUUACUUAUGUACCGAAGAAGGGAAUCAUUAUGAGCAUUGUUUUAUAGAACCCAAUUUUUGGAACCCCUUAGAUGUAGGGGAAAACGGGUUGACAGAAUACACGGCAGAAUUAAGGAACCCAAAGCAGAAGCACUUACUGUUGAGUCACCUAAAUGAGAAGUAUAUCACCCAUUCGGAUGAGAAGAUACAUCUAAUGAACAUUUUAAAAAAUAUGGUCACUAGCAUGGAAUAUGUGCACAACAGAAAGUGGAACAUCUUUUUUACAUCGUCCGAUUAUUACUUUAAGUCUUAUGUCUCUAACGAAGAUCACUUGUGCUUGCAAAACGACUCCGCCGACUUAAACGAAAAGGUCAUGUUUAACGAAGAGUGCAACUACCACAAGGAUAAGAAGCACAAAAUGCAUAAGCAUAGAUAUAGUACCAUCGUGGAGUAUUUAACUCUCCCCACAGGGAAGGACAUCCACGAAAUUUGUCUUUCCAACAAUGCAGAUAAAAAGUAUAUAAAAAAUAAUUACAGGAUUCUUUGUUUCCGAUCGAGGAAGGGUUCUAAAUUGGACUUUAUGAAUGCCAAGGCGUUUUAUACAUCCAUAGAAUAUAAGAAGGUCAAGACGAAAAACAUAACUCAUGUGCACACAGACUUCUCCUACAUGGAUGAUAAGAUGAAGCGCAAUUUCAAGCAGCACGUAAUUAAUGAGUUCAUUAACAACCCCACUAUCAGCAUGGAAGAGUUGGGAAACAGCUUGCUCAAUUUGGCCACCUACUUUUACUACGAAAAUCGGGGUUCCUGGUGUGUCUUCGUGUCGAAGAGGCGUGCCUUCACGGGGGUUAUCAACAUUGUUAAGAAUAGGUACAUACGUAUGACGGCGAAGAAUAAGACGAAGAAGUACCACAUCGUGCUGUUCGAGACGCCAGUCUGA